Molecule: messenger RNA, 3756 nt
Organism: Symbiodinium natans
Lineage: Eukaryota; Dinophyceae; Suessiales; Symbiodiniaceae
Source: the annotation of a GenBank genome assembly
AUGGCGUCUGCAGUAGGUCUUCCUGCAGGGGUGCGGGUGCUGUGUCAGAGUCGGCCGCCUGACUCCGAGAUUGGGGUGAGUCUGCAGCAAAGCCUGUCAGAUUCAAGUGCAAGGGAUGUGUAUGAUGCACCUGCGAAGUCUGGUGUCAUCGUCACAACAGCCGCGUCGUGUGCAAGUGCAGUUGAUGCCACGCCUGGGACUAGUCCUGCGUAUGAACCUUGCGUAAGUCAGGGUCAGCAGUGUGUCUCGCCAAUUUUGUGUUGUGCCGAGGUGGAAUCGAGUCCGCAGCGACCUAUAUCGGAUUCGUCUCAGCUGGAUGUCGCCAUCACGCCUGCAAAGCCAGGUGUCGUCGGAAAGGGCGAGAGUCGGUGUGUCCCGCCAAUUUUGCGUGGUCCCGAGGUGGGGGCCGGUCUGCAGCGAAGCCUGUUGGCUCCAGGAGAUGUCUCCGUUCCCGAUGAAGUGAUCUGGCCUUCGCAACAGGAUUGCAUGGAUCCCGAUUCCAUUGAGGUGUGCUCGAGUCAGUCUGAAAGCGACCCUGAAGCUCUUACUGACCAGUGUGAUCCGCCAAGUGCACUUCCUUCUGCAGUGUUGCCUUCUCCGUGUGAUGCAUGCGCAGAUUCAGAUGCUAACCAGUUCGUCGGCAAGUUCGGCCUGUGUGACCCACAGCCAGGGGGGUCGACUAGUUGCGUCGUUGAGGGUUCUUCAGCUUCAGGUUCCUCUGGUUGGCAAGCGUACCCAGUCGUGGUCGAGGUAUUUGCGGGCACCGCACGCGUGACGGCUUGCCUAAAAGGGUUCGGUGUGCAGGGUGCUUUUGGGGUCGAUGUUGAUGUCUCCAAGGCGUGCUCUAAAUGCAUCCAGCUCGACCUCACCACUGUUGAGGGCAGAGAGUUGCUAUUCACUUGGCUACGGUCGCCCAGAGUCAUAGGCGUUUUCAUGGCGCCGCCGUGCGGUACUGCGUCGCAGGCAAGAAAGGAAGGAGAUGGAGGCCCUCCUCCGUUGCGUUCCGCGCAAUGGCCCGAUGGGCUGCCCGGAUUGAGCCAAGUUGAUGAGUUCAGAGUGCAGCAAGCCAACCUGUGCUACCAGUUGGUUGCUGAUGUGGUGCGUUGGUGUCUCAAGAAUCAGCGGAUCUUUGCUGUCGAGAACCCGUUGAACAGCUUCUUUUGGCGAACGUCUUUCUGGAAGUCGGUGUCGAAGUUGGUCCAGAGUUUUGACCACUGUGCCUACGGCGGCCAGCGCCAGAAACAGACUGCGAUUGCACAUAACUGUGCUGCGUUUGCAAGUCUGGCCCGCUUUUGUCCCGGUCCUGAGUGCGCCGAGCAGCACCUGCCUUGGGGCCGUGACCCCACUGCGCCGAAUGGCUUCGCCACUUCCCAGGAGACCGCCUAUCCCUCGCAGCUGGCAGCUGGCAUAGCGCUGGCUUUCAUCAAGGGCAUGGUCUCGCGCGGUUGGGAUGGGGCCAGGGUUGCGUUGAACAUAGAUCGGGACAAGCUAGCCACAGCAGCUGAAAGAGCCAUCGCAGGCGUUCAGAGCAAGGCUUCCAGGUUCCCUGCUCCUGUGAGUGAACACAAGAUGGUGGUAGUUCUGCGUUCGCGACGGCCUUUGACUUGUCCUUGCGAGCCUGGAAAGCGCCUCGAGCAGCCAUUUCCGCUGCCUGCUGGUGUCAGGGCCACACCAUUUGUUGCUUGUGUUCCUGCGAAGAGUCAGCUCCUCCGCAGUACACCCAUCUCGGUUAAGGUUGGGGAUUGGUUAGCUGGGUCUAAAGUUGAAGCCGAGCAGUUGUCAUUUGAGCAAGCGUGGGGCGUACCGCAUUCUGAAGCCGAGUUUGUCGAGGCUGCUGUGAAAGCAGGCCACCCGAGCAGCUUCCGCGAGGCGCUGCCAGAUGUGCUUCAGAAAGCAGUAAAGUUGAAUGAGACAAUGGACGAUGCAGACCUUGCAAAGAUGAGGACUCACUGGAUCCGCAAAUGGGCCAAAAGGGCAGAACAACUUGCGCCCGAAGAAGAAGAGCUCAAGAAGACAUUGCAUCCUUCCUGCAGAGCCAUCUUAGAGCCAAAGCGCUUGCUGCUUUACAAGGAAAUCCUCACAGAGUGUAACUACCCAGACCCGGGUGCGUUCGAUGAGCUCCUACAGGGCACGCAGCUUACUGGUGAAGUACCCAUCACGGGGAUCUUCACGCCUACAUUCAAGCCUGCCAAAACAACUGUAGAUCAGGUCAAGAGGGAAGCCAGCAGCAUCCGCUCAGGGGUGCUUUCGAAGGUCCGACCAACAGGAGAGCUGGAUGCGGAAGUAAUGAAAAAGACAUGGGAAGAGUGCAAGGCCGGAUGGCUUGAAGGGCCGAUUCCGCUCAGUGAGCUGGAAAGCAGCGCGCUUGUAAGCCGUCGGUUCGGCGUUGUGCAGGGGUCCAAAGUAAGGGUCAUAGACGACUUCUCACUGGGAGGGGUGAACGGCACAGUGCAAGUGGCCGAGACUCCACGGCCACACGCCACUGACAAAGUGGCCGCCCUCUGCCUUGCACUGCUUGCAAAGUGUGGUCGUAGCACCGUGCUCGGCCGCACGUUUGAUCUCAAGUCUGCUUACCGUCAGCUUGCAGUGUCGCCGGAGUCCUCCUGGGCUAGCUAUGUUGCCUGUUGGGAUCCGGCAAUUCAGGCGCCACGGAUCUUCCGUAUGCGAGCGCUCCCUUUUGGCGCGAGCCGUGCAGUGUACGCGUUCCUUCGCGUUGCCAUGUCUUUGUGGUUUGUUGCAGCUGACCAGCUAGCGAUACCCUGGACAUCUUUCUUCGACGAUUUCGUGACCUUUGGCCGGGGAGCAGGAAGCACACACUUGCAGCGUACUGUUGAAGCCUUCUUUAAGCUCCUAGGAUGGGGUUUCGCAGAGAGUGGAGAACAGCCUUUUGCGUUGAGUUUCCACGCGCUUGGGAUAAAAGUUGACCUCAGCAAGUUUUGCGAGGGUUCCGUACUCUUCUCGAACACAGAGAAGCGCAUCUCAGAGCUUAGGGACACGUUCCAGAAGAUCCUCGAAACAGGGCUGCUGCCUCAAUCCUUCGCCCUGAAGCUUAGGGGUCGUAUGCAAUUUGCGGACGGCCAGCUCUUCGGAAGAACCGGUAAAGCAUGCAUGCGAACCAUCACAUCCUUUGCGUAUGGCGACGCCGGCCCGGUGCUCACGCCAGCCGCUAGGAAUGCGAUUGCCAGGUUUUUGAAGAGACUGUGUGCAGAUGCGCCCAGAGUGAUUUCGAUCUUAAGCGAGCGACCUUGGUUCGUUUUCACGGAUGCAUCCUAUGACGUGUCGAACAGACAGUGGCCAUGUGGGCUUGGAGGCAUCCUGUUCAACCAGUCGGGACAGGCGGUUGAGCUCUUCUCUGUGUGCUUGACCGCAGAGCAGAUUCGCCUCCUCGGUGGCGAUAGGUCCCAACAAAUCAUCUUCGAGGCAGAGCUCCUUGCCCUCGUGGUGGCGGCCCGGAAAUGGGGGCCUUCCUUGUUUGCGAAGCCUGUAAUGUUUUAUGUUGAUAAUAACUCAACUAGAGACGUGGCUAUCUCGGCAAGUGCUCGCACGUGCAUCCCCUCGAGUCUAUUGGAACAGCUUGUUCAUGCUGAGGAAAGACUCAGCUUUUAUCCCUGGUACUCUCGUGUGCCCUCACCGUCUAAUCCGGCUGACAGCCCAUCACGGGAGCUGCUUCAGAUACUGUCUUGGAAAGGCCGAACGCUGAAGGCGUCAGAUGUAAGCGAGACCUUGUGCGACUGCUUCAGUCUCCUUGAAGGUUGA